This is a messenger RNA of Lachancea fermentati, 606 nucleotides long. Lineage: Eukaryota; Fungi; Ascomycota; Saccharomycetes; Saccharomycetales; Saccharomycetaceae. The record is from the annotation of a GenBank genome assembly.
AUGAACAAUGCAGACACGACAUCAUUUCAAAGCGUUCUGAGUGGUGUUCGAAAGCUUCAAGAUAAAAAUGCUAGUAUAUCAUAUCCAUCAAACGCAAGUAAUAGUGCGGAAUCAAAGGGGAAACGAGAGAUACAGACAGGGAAUGUCAUAAACUCCUUUAAUCAGCAAAAAGAUCACUUGAAUCGCCAAUUGUCACCAGAGGUACCAAGAGGCAAGAGAAGAAUUGAUUCUUUAGGAUCUGGCAAGACAAUACUAGUAAGUUCAUCGCAAAAAGGCAACCCUCUUUUGAAUUGCCUUACGAACACGAACUGGCGAUACGUAUCAUCUUCUGGCGGAACAAAGAUUUACUAUGAUUAUAACGUGAAAGGAAGAAAUGUUGUCUUUCUGUCUUUAAAGUAUCACAAACUACAUCCAGAAUACAUUGCGAAAAAAAUGCAACCUUUGAUCAAAAAGGGUAACAACAUUCUCAUAUGCGUAGUUGAUAUUGAGAGGUCGGAGGAUAUCUUAAAAGAUUUGAACAAAGAUUGCAUGUUUAAUGAUUUUGUUAUGCUUUUGGCAUUCAAUUUUGAACAGGCGGCGAAAUAUCUUAUGUUCAUGAAUAAAUGA